This is a messenger RNA of Calliphora vicina (urban bluebottle blowfly), 3196 nucleotides long. Its product is annotated as ATP-binding cassette sub-family F member 2. NCBI's taxonomy places the organism in Eukaryota, Metazoa, Arthropoda, Insecta, Diptera, Calliphoridae. The coding region runs from base 309 to 2141 and encodes 610 amino acids. The record is from RefSeq and is a predicted model, not a curated record. Gene Ontology annotation, molecular function: ATP hydrolysis activity; ATP binding. The transcript is spliced from 4 exons.
UCACUUCAUUGUCAGACGUCUUUGUAGAUGGACGUUGUGCUGUUCAGAAACACGUGAAGGAAAAAAAUAUAUAAUUUUAUUUUCUAAAUUUUUCUUUGCGUUUUUAUACGUUUUCAACAUCAACUAAAAAAGUAAUAAUACCAAAAACGGAAGAAUCAAGCGUGAAAAGAAAAAGUUGGAGUGGAAAAAUUGCAGUUGAAUCAUUAUUAAUCAUACAACAGCAAAAAAAAUUCCAAUAAAAUAAAACUGCAAUUAAAAUUUGUUUCCUCUAUUUUUUAAACAAGUAAAACAACAAUAAAUUAACCAACAUGUCUUCCGUUUCAAAGAAACGUGAUGCACAACGUAAGAAGGAUGCUCGUAAUAAGAAAAUUAUCCAAACCACAUCUUCAAAGAAAACCAAUGGCAAUGCUGAGCCAGCCCGCGAACUGACCGAAGAGGAGAUCUUGUGCGCCAAAUUGGAGCAGGAGGCCCGCAUCAAUGCUGAGGCUCGUGCCUGUACCGGCUCUUUGGCCUCUCAUGCUCGCUCGCGUGAUAUUAAAGUUGCCAACUUCUCGAUUACCUUCUUCGGUGCCGAAUUGCUGCAAGACACAAUGUUGGAAUUGAAUUGUGGCCGUCGUUAUGGUGUUAUUGGUUUGAAUGGCUGUGGCAAAUCUUCUUUAUUGGCCGUAUUGGGUAAUCGCGAGGUACCCAUACCAGAUCAUAUGGAUAUUUUCUAUUUGACUCGUGAAAUUCCCGCUAGUUCCAAGUCUGCUUUGCAGUGUGUAAUGGAAGUAGACGAGGAGCGUAUUAAAUUGGAGAAAUUAGCCGAAGAAUUGGCCAUGAGCGAAGAAGAUUCUGAUCAGGAUCAAUUGAUCGAUAUCUAUGAACGUCUUGAUGAUAUGUCAGCCGAUUUAGCUGAGGUAAAGGCUGCCCGUAUUUUGCACGGUUUGGGCUUUGACAAGGAAAUGCAACAGAAACAGGCUAAAGAUUUCUCUGGUGGUUGGCGUAUGCGUAUCGCUUUGGCUCGUGCCUUGUUCGUCAAGCCCCAUUUGUUGUUGCUCGAUGAACCUACCAAUCAUUUGGAUUUGGAAGCUUGUGUAUGGUUGGAGGAAGAAUUGAAAACCUAUAAACGUAUUUUGGUUUUGAUUUCCCACUCCCAGGAUUUCCUUAACGGUGUGUGCACCAACAUCAUACACAUGACCAGCAAACAACUGAAAUACUAUACCGGUAACUACGAAUCCUUCUGCCGCACCCGCAUGGAGUUGUUGGAAAAUCAAAUGAAACAAUACAACUGGGAACAGGAUCAAAUUGCCCAUAUGAAGAACUAUAUCGCACGUUUCGGUCACGGUUCCGCCAAAUUGGCCCGUCAGGCUCAAUCCAAGGAAAAGACCUUGGCUAAGAUGGUCGCUCAAGGCUUAACCGAAAAGGUAUCCGAUGACAAGAUUUUGAAUUUCUAUUUCCCCUCAUGCGGUGGCAUACCACCACCCGUUAUUAUGGUGCAAAAUGUUAGUUUCCGCUAUAACGAACAGACACCCUGGAUCUAUAAGAAUUUGGAAUUCGGUAUCGAUUUGGAUACGCGUUUGGCGUUGGUGGGUCCCAAUGGUGCCGGCAAAUCUACCCUACUGAAGUUGUUGUAUGGUGAAUUGGUGCCCUCUUCCGGUAUGAUUCGUAAAAAUUCCCAUUUGCGUAUUGCUCGCUAUCAUCAACAUUUGCAUGAAUUGUUGGAUUUGGACGCCAGUCCCUUGGAGUACAUGAUGAGUGCCUUCCCCGCUGUCAAGGAGAAGGAAGAGAUGCGUAAAAUUAUUGGCCGUUAUGGUUUGACUGGUCGCCAGCAGGUGUGCCCCAUCAGACAGUUGUCGGAUGGUCAACGUUGCCGUGUUGUGUUCGCCUGGUUGGCCUGGCAAGUGCCUCAUUUGCUGUUGCUUGAUGAACCUACCAAUCAUUUGGAUAUGGAGACAAUUGAUGCCUUAGCGGAUGCUAUCAAUGAUUUCGAUGGUGGCAUGGUGUUAGUUUCUCACGAUUUCAGAUUGAUCAAUCAAGUGGCCGAAGAAAUUUGGAUUUGUGAAAAAGAAACCGUUACCAAAUGGAAGGGCAACAUUUUGGACUACAAAGAUCAGUUAAAGAAAAAUAUUACCACUGACAAUUCCAGCAAAAAGAAAUAAAACUGUUGUUGAGGCUAAACUAACAACAACCAAUUUUGCCAGACCUCAGCUCCAGACAUACAAAAACUGCUUACAAAUAAAAAAAAAGUCUGGUCUAUAUCUAUUAAAACAAAUUUAUAAUUUUACGUGAUCGAAUGAAUAUUCUCUUCAUUGUUUUUUUUUUUUUUUUUAAUUGAAUUAUGUAAUUUGAACAAAAUAAAACCAAAACUUUUUCUUCAAAACUAGUUAGAACUUAAAGGGCCGUAAAAAACCAACAACAACAAUACAACUUUAAAUCUAAAAAAUAGACAAAUUAUUAUAUUACUCUUUAAAACUUUAAAAAAAAGUGAAUAAAUAUUAUCACAACUUAAAAAAAAUUAUAUAUAAAAAUAAAACUACAUACACACAAGUUUAAAUAGAGAAUGAAAAAAACACUACUUCAAAAUGUGAUUUUUAUGUUAAAGAUUUAAUAUACUUAUAAUAAAUAAUAAUAAAAUAUAAUUUAUAAAAAACCAACAAAAAAAAAACUGCUUAAAUAAAUAUUCUUCUCCCAAACCCCCUUAGCAGCUUAAAAAACAUUAAACUUUUCUUAUAGUUUUCACUUCAAUCUCUUUCCUUUACUAUAAAUAAGUAGUUUCAAUUUAUUUCUUUUUUUUAUAUUUAAAAAAAACUGGAAGUAUUUUUUACUAUUUUAUUAAAAAACAAAAAAUAAACUUUAUUUUUAUUAUAAAAUUAACAAUUUGCCCUAAUUAUUAUUUUUUUUAAACUCAAAAAAAGUUUAAAUUUUAAAUUCUUUUAUAAUUUUUUUUUUAGUUUUUAAGAUAUUUUUGGUUAAAUUGACUUGAUAUUUUUUUUUAUUAUUAUUUUCUUUCUAUAUAAUUUGUAUUUUUUAAUUUCUUUUAAUUAGUGGGCUAUAAAACAACCGCAACAUUUAAUUAUUAUAUAAACAUAAACAAAUUCUUAUAACCACAAACAAACAAAAAAAAAACAAUAUUUGUAUUAUCUAAUAACAAACAAAAAAAACCCAACAGAAAAAAUCAAUCAAUUUCAAAUUAAAAUGAUGUAAUAAAACCACA